This is a messenger RNA of Lates calcarifer (barramundi perch), 969 nucleotides long. It is a transcript of the gene sox32, whose product is annotated as SRY-box transcription factor 32. Gene Ontology annotation, biological process: anatomical structure morphogenesis; cell differentiation; regulation of DNA-templated transcription. Lineage: Eukaryota; Metazoa; Chordata; Actinopteri; Centropomidae. Gene Ontology annotation, molecular function: RNA polymerase II cis-regulatory region sequence-specific DNA binding; DNA-binding transcription factor activity, RNA polymerase II-specific. The record is from RefSeq and is a predicted model, not a curated record.
GGUUACACAGCCAUGCGUUUCAGCCACGACCCAGCAGCUUUCAGCUCCGUGUUCGAGAGCGAAGACUCCGGAUCGGUGGAGCAGAUGACCGAGGUACGCUCCCCGAGUUCGGGGCCCUCCAGCCCGCUGUCCGUGAACUCGGACUCCAGCUGCGCCAGCCCCGAGGCCAAGUCUAACUCUGUGCAGAAGAGGGUCAGGAGGCCCCUGAACGCAUUCAUCAUCUGGACCAAAGAGGAGCGCAGGCGGCUGGCGCAGCUCAACCCAGACCUGGAGAACACAGACCUGAGCAAAAUACUCGGAAAGACCUGGAAGGCCAUGUCCUUGGCCGAGAAGCGUCCCUACAUGCAGGAGGCCGAGCGCCUGAGGGUCCAGCACACCAUUGAUUACCCCAACUACAAGUACAGACCCCGCAGGAGGAAGCAGCUGAAGAAGAGCUCCAAACCUCAGACCACAGAGGCCUCUCUCCCCUCGCUUUGCAGCUCAGGCCUCGCCAUGCCCUACGACCUCACCUACCUGCUCCAGAACCAGCACCAGAACUUCCCAAACACACCCGCUUUCCCUGCUAACUUCGCCCCUCUGCACAGCAGCUACCAAAACACUCCAGUCUUUCCAGUCCCAGCAGCUGCAGAAGCUUUCUCAAACAAGCCUGUGGCAUACUCAAAUCCUCCUGCAUACCCUGCAGAGCACCAGCUGUAUUUUGGCGGGCAGCAUGGGCACAUGCAGUAUGGUUACUCCACGGGGUCCCACGUGGAGCUGGGGGAGUCCAGGGUUUAUGGGGGCCUGCUAAGUCCCACUGGUGGGCCCUCCCUGGAGUUCUACCUGGAACAGGUUCAGCUGGACAUGCUGUACGAUCUGGACCGCAGCGAGUUCGAACAGUACCUGGGUCCUCCUCCACACAGGCCCGAGUCGGUGGAUCCCAGCAGCUACCAUCAGCAGAGCAGCCACAGAGAGGGACGCUCACUGUCAUGA